Messenger RNA from Struthio camelus australis, 3847 nucleotides. Lineage: Eukaryota; Metazoa; Chordata; Aves; Struthioniformes; Struthionidae. The record is from RefSeq and is a predicted model, not a curated record.
AAACUGGUGGGUGAAUUAGGCCCUCGGACUCUCUCAUCCCGUUACUCCUUGACAACACGUAACCAGCUCAGGUUUGGGUCGCUGGCGAAGGACUGGCUGGGGCCUCCUGCAACUCCGUGUCUGUGGUGGACUUUGCCCUCCGUGAGGGCAGGUUGUCUUUGUGUUUGGAGAUGCUCGGCUUGGGAGCCACAGUUGGUCGUUCAAAACAGGUUGCGGUAACAAGUGCCCGCGGUAUUGUCCGUAGUUCCUCUACCCGCUGAAGUGUGAAGGUGUACCUGUACUUUCCGUCCAAAAGGACGCAUGGAAACGGAGAAUCCGGUGGUUUGCAGUGAAUUAGCUGGACUGUCUUGCCAAGUAGUCUGAGCUUCUCACUUCAUCGUUUUUGCUCCUCGUUCGUUAUGGUGUAUAUUGCUGGUCAGAAUGUGUUGUUAAUUAUUGGUGGCCUUUACUUUUCUGCACAUCGUGUACUAAUUAUGUAAUUUCUGACAUGGCAGCUUUGAGUUCUGGAAAGCAUUGAGUAUUCAGAGCGUGUGAACUUGUCGACCUCUAGAACAUAAUGUGAACGCGAGAAAAGCUGUCAGAAGAUGUUAACUAAAGAUAAAACAGUGACGCUCGCCUGAAUAUAUGAAUGUAAACCAACUGUGGAAGUAGGAGACCUAAUAUCUUCAAAAUCUUCGGAUAUGAGGGCGAUAAGCUAUUGAUCCGGUAACCACAAUACCUGCUCCUGUCGUUACCGCCACAACUGCUAACAUGGAGGUGGUUUCAGCAGAAGUAAACAGCUUACUCCCUGAGGAAAUAAUGGACACUGGUAUAACUUUGGUGGAAGAUGACAGUAUCGAGGCCGUUAUUGUGUCAUCGCCUAUGGGAGAUUCUAUUCCCAUGGAAACAGAACUGGAAGAAAUAGUGAACAUAAGCUCAACCAGUGAUUCUUCAGCAACAACUACACCUGCAGUCACCACAGAACCAGUUACUGGGCCCAGUAAUCACUCAGGCGAAGUGACAGUGAAUACCACAGCUGCAAAAACUGAUGCUAAUGCAAUAGUAAAGCCUACGUUUCAAAGUGGCCUCCAUAAACUUGGUGCUCAGAGCCCUGUCACUAUAUCAGCCAAUCAGAUUAUUCUGAACAAGACUGCUGACCUUAAAAUAGGCAAUCAGAGUAUUAAACCGGAUGGGCAAAAGCUAAUUGUAACAACUUUGGGCAAGUCUGGCCAACCCAUUGUUUUAGCACUACCCCACAGCCAACUCCCUCAGGCGCAGAAAGCCACCUCCCAGGCCCAAGGUGGAGACUCCAAGGUACAAGGCCAGCAGAUCAAAGUUGUUAUUGGAGGGAGGUCAGAAGUGAAACCUGUUGUUGGUGUCUCAGCUUUGACACAAGGAAGUCAGCUGAUAAAUACUGCAGCCCAGCCUUCUGUAUUGCAGACGCAGCAAUUGAAAACAGUACAGAUUGCAAAGAAGACGCGAACCCCAACUUCUGGCCCGGUGAUCACCAAGCUGAUCUUUGCAAAACCAAUCAACAGCAAAGCUGUUACGGGGCAGACUACUCAAGUGUCGCCAGUCAUUGCAGGUGGUAGGGUUCUUUCACAGUCUACUCCAGGAACGCCACCAAAGACGAUAACGAUUUCCGAGAGCGGAGUUAUUGGAUCAUCUCUGAGUACAACAGCGCAACAGACACCGAAUAAAAUAGCUAUCUCACCGCUCAAAUCCCCUAAUAAGCUAACAGUGGUGUCAGUGGCCUCACAGCCUCCCAACUCCCCCCAGAAGACGGUGGGCGUCCCACUGAAUGUAGCUUUAGGACAGCAGAUCCUCACAGUGCAGCAGUCAGCACCCUCUUCCCCUGGGAAGGCUAUAGUCAACCAUACAACUGCGCAGGCUGUGAAGUCAGCAGUGCAGACCAUUACUGUAGGAGGAGUGGGUACAUCUCAAUUUAAGACAAUUAUUCCCUUGGCAACUGCACCCAAUGUUCAACAGAUUCAGGUACCCGGAAGCAAAUUCCAUUAUGUUAGACUUGUUACUGCCACAACAGCCAAUAGUUCAACCCAGUCUGCCAGUCAAAAUCCCAGUACGAAUACACAGCCUCUUCAACAAGCAAAGCCAGUGGUGGUGAAUGCAACCCCAGUGCGGAUGUCUGUUCCCAUUGUGCCAGCACAGACUGUAAAACAGGUGGUACCCAAACCAAUCAACCCCACUUCCCAGAUAGUUACUACUAGUCAGCCCCAACAAAGACUUAUUAUGCCAGCCACUCCACUGCCGCAGAUACAGCCCAACCUCACUAACCUCCCCCCAGGCACAGUACUGGCACCAGCACCUGGCACGGGAAACGUAGGCUAUGCGGUCCUACCAGCUCAGUAUGUCACACAGCUACAGCAAUCAUCAUAUGUAUCUAUAGCAAGCAACACUGGCUUUACAGGGACAUCUAGUAUCCAGUCCCAAGCACGGCUACCAUUCAAUGGAAUAAUUCCCUCCGAAUCAGCAAACCGUCCCCGGAAGCCUUGCAAUUGUACAAAGUCUCUCUGUUUGAAACUGUAUUGCGAUUGUUUUGCGAAUGGUGAAUUCUGCAAUAACUGCAACUGUACAAAUUGUUAUAACAAUCUGGACCAUGAAAAUGAUAGGCAAAAAGCAAUAAAGGCCUGCCUUGACAGAAACCCUGAAGCCUUCAAACCCAAAAUAGGAAAAGGAAAGGAAGGAGAAUCGGAUCGGCGACACAGCAAAGGGUGUAACUGUAAACGCUCGGGAUGUCUCAAAAACUACUGUGAAUGUUAUGAGGCAAAAAUCAUGUGUUCUUCCAUAUGUAAAUGCAUCGGCUGUAAAAAUUUUGAAGAGAGUCCGGAGCGAAAGACGUUGAUGCAUUUAGCAGAUGCCGCAGAAGUUAGGGUCCAGCAGCAGACAGCUGCAAAGACCAAGUUAUCUUCCCAGAUCUCAGAUCUGCUGACGAGGCCAACACCAGCGCUCAGCAGCGGUGGGGGAAAGCUGCCCUUUACCUUUGUAACCAAGGAGGUAGCUGAUGCAACCUGUGAAUGCCUUCUUGCGCAGGCAGAGCAAGCAGAGAAGAUGGGCAAGUCGAAAGCUGCAGCAGAGCGCAUGAUCCUGGAGGAAUUUGGACGCUGUUUGAUGAGAGUUAUUAACUCUGCAGGGAAGUCCAAAAGUGACCCUUGUGCCAUGAACUGCUGACUCGUGCACAUGAGCCACAACAAAGCGGACUGAACAGAACAUUUAAGGCACAGGGACACUUUGGUUUGGGGCGGAGGAUUUAAUAAUAUUUGUUAAUUUGGUGCUUGUUUUAAAUUGACUUGCAUAAGAUUGAAAUGAGAAAUUCUUUUAUAACCAGAUGUAGAGUCUUUUAAAUCUUAGCUAAAUCCUCUUCUACUUAUGACGAUGCCUAAAGCUGAAUUUUUCUUCCUAAUGUUGUACAGCUUUUAACUAGGGUUUCUUAAAAGUUGGACGUUUUCUCCCCGUUCCCCCAAAAUAAUUGCCUGAAGGGCAUAUAUAAAUUAUUAUAAUAUAUAUUAUUUACCGUGUAUGGAGCUGCAUCACGUUGUGCAUACAGGAAAACACAGAUGCUGACAACAAACAGAUGACACUUUUGGCCGCAGGCCCGUAAUACAAAGCUAUCAGUGUAUCCAAAUUCAUUCUGAAAGCAAGUGUGCAGAAAUGAAUAUCUAAAUGGAAGGCAGUAUCUGUAUUGAGGACCUGAUACAGCACGUUCCUUUAGCGCAUACAGCAGCAUGAAAUAUGCAGGCAGUAACACAGAAGGGUUACUGACACACUUAUCAGUGGGCAGGUGGUUAAGAAUCUCACUGAGGCAGGGCCCGAGGAGUUCCGAGGUAAAUAAAGCUAAUGUUUUGUUGUU